Molecule: messenger RNA, 2633 nt
Organism: Solanum dulcamara
Lineage: Eukaryota; Viridiplantae; Streptophyta; Magnoliopsida; Solanales; Solanaceae
Product: zinc finger CCCH domain-containing protein 17-like
Exons: 3
Coding region: 255-2369 (704 amino acids)
Molecular function (GO): metal ion binding
Source: RefSeq, a predicted model, not a curated record
AAAAGGAAGUUAAACAAUGAUAUUAAAAGCCUCUCUUCUCACACACACACUGUGCAGCAGGGGUUACCCUCAUCUUCUCUUCUCCUCUCUUUCACAAACCCUUGCAAAUUCAGAUUUUUCAUCUGAUUUUUAUAUAUAUAUAUAUAUAUAUACACAUUGUACCGGAGCUGCCACCGGAAACCCUAGAUCCACCGUCAAAGAUUUUCUUGAAAAGGAUCUAUCUAGUUUUCAUCGAAAGAAACCCAACAUCAAUUAUGGUUGGCCCUACGCCGCCGCCGCCACCGACAGAGGUACCGGCAACGGCAACGGCAAAAGUUCAAUUAUCAGCUGAAGAAGAAGCUCUCAAGAGUAACACCGAUUGCGUCUAUUUUCUUGCUUCUCCUCUCACAUGUAAAAAGGGAAGCGAGUGUGAGUACCGCCAUAGUGACAUGGCUCGGCUUAAUCCAAGGGAUUGCUGGUUCUGGUUGAAUGGAAACUGCUUAAACCCAAAGUGUGCAUUCCGACACCCUCCUCUUGAUGGUUUUUUGGAAGCUCAAGUUCCAACUGCUAUGGGAUUUUCUGCAACUCCCGUGGUAUCUGUUGCACCUAUGCCACAGGUUCCAUAUGCUUCUAAUAAACAAGCCGUGCCCUGCAUAUUUUUCCAGCAAGGGAUUUGUCGAAAAGGUGAUAAGUGUGGAUUCAUGCAUGCACCAAGCUUUGUAUCUAACAAACCUACACAACCUCCAGUGUCUGCUGCAUCUAGUGAAACUUCAACUGUUAAGAAGGCAUUUGGUGGGGUUGAAAAGUCUCUGCAAGGCCCAAAACUUUCACAAACAAAUACUCUGAAGCCUGGUGAACUACCUAACCCUGUGGCAAAACUUGAAAAUCAUCUGACUAAGAGAGAUAAUACCUUUGAUAAGAGGUUACUGCCACCAAAUUCUAUCAUAAACAAAGAGCACGCCAGGUACAAGCCAACAAGUGCACCUCCAACCAAUGGCAAUCCUCUCAGUGGCCCCAACAGAAUACUGCAUCCGGUUGGGAUCUAUGAUCACAGCAUGCAAUACAAGGAUGAUGAAAUUUCAAGGGAGCCUUCUCCUGGUUUUGAUGUUCUUGUGGAUGAUGAGCUCAGAGGUUCAGAUUAUUAUCAUGAUGAAGAUCAUUAUGGUGGAAGAAGGGAAAAUGGGGGGAAUGAAUAUGACAUGGGCGAUUCGGCUGAUUAUGAUUCAGUGGCAGAUAUUGGCCGAGAUAUGUACCGGGAUGUGCAUGGAUAUGACUCAUAUGACAGGCUUCAGGGUCGCCAUGCUUGGGAGCAGCAUAUAGCUUCUUCUGAGAGAAGAAUACCAGGUGGAUCAGCUCAUCCUGAAAGGAGACGCUAUGGUACAGUAGCUAGCCCUGAACAUGUUGAAAUGUCAGAUCUGAGACAUCGGUUAUCGAAGCAUAGGAGGGGUAAUGGUUUGAAAUCUGUUAUUGGUCAUGACUUUUCAAGUGAAAAUCAUGUUGAAGAUCAUCGAGCCAACAAGAGCUCUAGGAGGGAUGUGCACUAUUUACCUUCACAUGAUAGUUCUCUUAGUGGUCGCCUUCGAGGAAGAAUAAAGCUUCCAGUUCGGUCAUCUUCUCCAGCUGAUAGGGCUGAAUUACGGUUGGAUAGGGCUAGAGACCGUGGCAGAUUGUCUUCAGAAAGGGCACAGCCGUACUCUCACCAAGGAAGGCCUCGAGACAGAAUAAAGGGAAGACUGCAAGAGGAUCUCAAUAAUGAUGGCAGAAACAACAGAGUUCCUCAUCUAAGAAGAGAUAUAAUAAAUGUCAAUAAUUCUGACUUCUUGCGUCCUAAAAGUCUCGCAGAACUUAAAGGUAGGAAAACUGCUGAGAGCAAUGAGCAACAACCCCUAGGAAAACGGAAGUUCCAAAAGCUUGAUAGCGGGGAGGAUUUAUCAUUUGAAGGACCAAUGCCUUUAAAAGAGAUUCUGAAAAGGAAAAGAGGGGGUGAAGGUGGCAUGUCCUCUGGUGGGAGUGAAGAGGAUCAAAAUGAAAGAAAACACCAGACAGAAAGGACUUCCAUGACUGCAGGGAAUGUGGAUUUUCCUUCUGCUGUCACCAAGAAUGGAUCUGACCUUCCAAUUCAGGAGGAAGAAUCUAAGUUUGUACCCAAAUCAGUGGAUUACCAAUCUCCUUUGCACCGCAGUGAAAAUGAAUUCGAAGCUGAAGAAGAAAUGGUUGUGGAAGGAGCAGACGCUCAAGACCACAAAGGCUAUGAUCAGAGGGAUGGACAUGAUGAUGACUAUGAGCCGGCUGAAGGUGAAGAUUACAACUUCGACGAAGGUGACCCCGAUGAUGAAUUCUUGGAUGAAGAUGAUGACGACUUUGCAAAGAAGUUGGGCAUUGUUCACUAAUAAACGUCGGGAGAUUCAUUUGCUCUAGCUGUAUUUGUUUUCUAUACAUCUGUGAGCUCUUUUUAGGUUCAAUGCGCAUAUUUAAGUAGGGAAACAAACUCUUUUUUUUCUUUAGAAACUUUUUUUCUCAUGUAUUGAACUCUGUGACUGGAUGGAUAAUUUUCCACCAGCUAGUUGCUGGGGAGUUAGGUUUGCCCAAAAGGGUCAAGACUGUAUGUAACCUUUUAGAGUGUUAAACAGAAAGUGCAUUUGCAGCUUUUGCUA